Molecule: messenger RNA, 2901 nt
Organism: Xenopus tropicalis (tropical clawed frog)
Lineage: Eukaryota; Metazoa; Chordata; Amphibia; Anura; Pipidae
Gene: dleu7
Product: deleted in lymphocytic leukemia, 7
Source: RefSeq, marked provisional
GCAGUUAGUGAGGGUGCGAUUGUGUCGGAGACAUGAUGCAGAGACCCGGAAUGGUCGGAGUCGCGCUAAACCACCAGGUCACAGCGUUCCACACGCUCAGGGCUUUGCUGCAGGACAGGGGCUCAGAACCCUGUGUUCUCAUAGAGGAACCGCACCCCCUGCCCAUUACCGGCCUCACUGCACUGAAUGAUGAAUGUGCCGGGGAAGGUACCAGCACCAGUCGCACCAGGACUGCCAGGGAACUGCAGCCAGACUCUGCCAGCUUAUACUCUGCCUCCGUCACUACAUCCAGCGCACUAAGGGCAGGAUCUGCAGCGGGGACUAAAGCCCCUACACUGGCACAGAUGGCAUCGCAGAACCGCCUUUCCAGGGUCACCAACUCCACCGCUCAGCUCUUACUGGUGGAACAGAACAUGCUGCAGCACCUACCGCCGGAGCGGCCCCUUGGCAUUCAGCUGAAGGACAGCAUUGAAUUCAGAAACAUCUGCACGCAUAUGGCUCUUCAGGAGGAGGACCGCAAGUUUGAUAAGGAUGUGAAUGAGGCCCAGCAAUGCUUAAGGACAAUCAUCACCAAUCUGAUCACUGCCCUUUUAGCCCUGAACUCAGAGUUUUGUGCCGCUGCCGCCGAGGAUCUGCGCUCCAUACUGAAAAAGCUCACUGAGGACUGAACAAAGAUAGGACUGGUAUGGAACAAUAGGCAAUAUGAAUGGAAAGCCAGGAGUUGCCAUAACCUAUACAGUUAUUGCACACAAGGAACAAUUCAUAAAGACUGGCACGUUCCAUUGCAUGAGCAGCACAGGGACAAGAUGGCUUCUCUGGUGGCUUCUCUUCUCUGACAUCUGACAAACUGGCAGACAUUCGUUUAUCCUAAAUAACACAAUAAUAUGACAUGUGAAUAUUUAUGCUGAGUAAAUGGUAGGGUGAAUUUUAGUCAGUCUGGGAUGCCUGCAGUUCAGCAGCCACUGGGAGUUGCAGUUCAGCAGCCACUGUAGGGUAAACAGUAAUCUAAUCUAGAGGCCUGAGCAUGGGCUUCAGAGGUCCUGAGUAUAAAAAGGAAUGUUUUCUUUUAUUUGCAGUCAGUAUUAUUUAGUGUAUUUAUUUAUCUCUUUAUUAUGUGAAAUCAUGUUAUGUGAAAACUCAGACUGGUCUCCUUCUGACCAAUUCCCCCUAGACUGACAGUGUUAUUCUAUUCCUGACUCUCAUUCAUCCAUGCUGGAACGAAGCGCCUCUGCUAUCCAGAGAAUCUGUGCAGCACCCACCAUGUCUCCUCCUGCCUACUCUUCUCUCUGCAGGUUGGGACCAUGCCUACUGCCUGCCUAACCCUGCCUCCCAUUGCCCCUUUCCCAUAGGAAGAAUCACUGCCCACUGCCCCCCAUUCCUUUUUUGCACAGUUUUCGAUGCUGCUAUUUCACAUUUGAACUAUAACAAAGUAUCGCCUGGCCAGUGGUGUAACUAUGUAUACAGCGGGGAAGUGCAGUGCCAGAGGGCAAGGGGGGGGGGGGAGGAGGGACUGGUUUUGCCGGGCCCCCUCAGAAGAUUCACAGGGGGGCCCAGAGUGACCAAGUUACGUCCCUGCCCCUGGCAUUGGGAAACACAUUGUGCAACAGGUUCUAGAACAAGCAGUGUGUUACUGUUGUGUAGCAUCUUUUUAACUCUUUUAUGGACAUUACAUAAGUAUUCAUUUGACAAUUUGUUGUUUCCUGUAUUUGCCUUUAUGUCACACACUUCUAUAGGUCCAGCAUUCAGGGCAUAUUGAAGUGUGAUGGACGUGUGUAAGGUUCAAAACUGAACUUCUGUUUCCAUCAUCAGUGCAAUAGUAACUUUAGGUGUUUAUUAAUGUAAAUGACAACCUUCUUGCCCAACCAAUUUCCUCUGCACCCUCAUGGCUACAGAUCCAAAAGGCUUAUGGCACAUCUGGCCAUAUAUUGUAGCUUGUCAACUUGCAUUUGUUUUUAGACUCCAUUUUAUUCCAUUAAUGUAAAUGACAAGCUACACAAUUUUGGGAAAGUAUGCCUGGCGCUGGGCCCAAACUAGGGGUAGGCAGAAGAGGCACGUGCCUAUGGCACAAUGAUGGGAAGGGGCGAGCACAUACCUCAAGUGUCUGCCUACUCCUGCUACAGGGGCCCUUGUCCCCCCACUGCACACUUAAGCUUGUCCUAUUCUGUGUUGUCACCAUGCACGCUUUCCCCUGUACGGGGGGCUGGUUAAGGCACGGUUACCAGCCGGGUUGCCUAGGGCACAUUGGCAGGCUCUGGCUUGGCACCUCAUGGGCUAAAUUAACUUUUUACAUGUGCUAUAGUGCAGUUGAGUCUGGUGAAUGCAUCCUAUAACAACUGCAGUAGCAUACACUGUGGGUACAUUCUCUGUUUCUCAUAAUUCUGAAAUGUGAAGAUGCCAGAAUAAAUGUUAAUACUAUAAUGCUUGUGACUAUAUGUUUACAAUGCGUUGUUUCCCAUUGUGCUCACAUAUGGGCCCCAGCACAUUUGGACCCCUCUUGGAUACUUUGGAUAACUGUGCCUUAGGGCCCAGUGAGAGACAAUCGCCUGUGCAGUCACACAGAAAUAUUGCUUUCUUUGUUACUGACCCUGAAAUUGCUGUCCAAUGGCAGUACUGACAAUCUAGUGCAUUAUGGGCCUGGCACAGACACACAAAAAUUUAUUUCAUGGUUUCCAAUAGAAGUCUAUGGGGAAAUUCAUAAUUGAAUUAGGAAAUACGCUUUUCUCAUUGGAUUGAAUCUGGUUCUAUAUCUGCCUUUGCUUAUACAGCCAAUUUAAUACAAUUCUUAUUUAUUUGCCUUACCUUUUUGAAAUACACUGUGAAACCUACCUAGAGUAUUGUCAAGAAUGUUUAUUUAAACUGUUAUAAUAUUACAGUUUUAGUAAAAAAUCUACAGGUACAAAA